CUCCGGGCAACUCGGCUGCGGUAGGCUUCGUGGAUACCCACUCUCCGCGGGUCCUGACUGCAGACCCCGCCCUCUUCAAUUGCCCAUCCGCUCCGCCAUCCCGAACCUUUCGAGAGUCUGUCCUGUCCCUCCUUGUUCUUUCUCACUCGCGGGCCGGAUCGGGCCGAGCCGGGCUGCCCGGGUGCGGUUCCUGACCAUGGCGUCCCUCUUCAAGAAGAAAACCGUGGAUGAUGUAAUAAAGGAACAGAAUCGAGAGUUACGAGGUACUCAGAGGGCUAUAAUCAGAGAUCGGGCAGCUUUAGAGAAACAAGAAAAACAGCUGGAAUUAGAAAUUAAGAAAAUGGCCAAGAUUGGUAAUAAAGAAGCUUGCAGAGUUUUAGCCAAGCAGCUUGUACAUCUAAGGAAACAGAAAACAAGAACUUUCGCUGUAAGUUCAAAAGUCACUUCCAUGUCCACACAAACAAAAGUGAUGAACUCUCAGAUGAAGAUGGCAGGAGCCAUGUCUACUACAGCAAAAACAAUGCAGGCAGUAAACAAGAAGAUGGAUCCACAAAAGACAUUACAAACAAUGCAGAAUUUCCAGAAGGAAAACAUGAAAAUGGAAAUGACUGAAGAAAUGAUCAAUGACACACUUGAUGACAUCUUUGAUGCCUCUGAUGAUGAAGAAGAAAGCCAAGACAUUGUGAAUCAAGUUCUUGAUGAAAUUGGAAUUGAAAUCUCUGGAAAGAUGGCCAAAGCUCCAUCAGCUGCCCGAAGCUUACCAUCUGCCUCUACUUCAAAGUCUACAAUCUCCGAUGAAGAGAUUGAACGGCAACUCAAAGCUUUAGGAGUAGAUUAAUUAAAAAAGCCAUUAUAUUUUGCCUAUUAUAAUUAUUUAGUAUAAACCAGGCAGAGUGAAGAUUCCUUUUACA
Messenger RNA from Budorcas taxicolor (takin), 911 nucleotides. RefSeq names its product charged multivesicular body protein 2B (gene CHMP2B). NCBI's taxonomy places the organism in Eukaryota, Metazoa, Chordata, Mammalia, Artiodactyla, Bovidae. The record is from RefSeq and is a predicted model, not a curated record. Gene Ontology annotation, cellular component: ESCRT III complex; multivesicular body. Bases 197 to 838 code for a protein of 213 amino acids. The transcript has 6 exons. Gene Ontology annotation, biological process: endosome transport via multivesicular body sorting pathway; protein transport; late endosome to vacuole transport.